This is a messenger RNA of Ascochyta rabiei, 447 nucleotides long. RefSeq lists its product as uncharacterized. Gene Ontology annotation, cellular component: TRAPP complex. Gene Ontology annotation, biological process: endoplasmic reticulum to Golgi vesicle-mediated transport. Lineage: Eukaryota; Fungi; Ascomycota; Dothideomycetes; Pleosporales; Didymellaceae. The record is from RefSeq and is a predicted model, not a curated record. The coding region runs from base 1 to 447 and encodes 148 amino acids. The transcript has a single exon.
AUGAUCGUCUCCAAGUCCGGCGGCCUAAUCUACAACCGCGAAUUCCACACGGGCCUCUCCAAGCUGACCUCAAACGACUACCUCAUCCUCGCUGGCUCCUUCCACGGCAUGCACGCCAUCACCUCGCAACUCUCGCCCGCCCCUCGCGUCCCCUACAUCACCCCACAAAACAACAUGCUCGCGCCGAGCCCUUUCCCGAAUCGCCCAACAGGCAUCGAGGUCAUGGAGUCCAGUCACUUCAGGCUGCAGUGCUUCCAGACGCAGACAGGGACCAAGUUUCUGCUGGUCACGGAACCGCAGCAGCCGAACGUAGACACCAUGAUGAAGAAGGUGUAUGAGCUGUAUGCGGAUUUUGUCAUGAAGAAUCCCUUCUACACGGUGGAGAUGCCGAUUAGGUGCGAGAAGUUUGACAGGGGGUUGGACGGGUUUAUCAAGGUUAGAGGAUGA